Molecule: messenger RNA, 537 nt
Organism: Penicillium odoratum
Lineage: Eukaryota; Fungi; Ascomycota; Eurotiomycetes; Eurotiales; Aspergillaceae
Product: BTB/POZ domain protein
Exons: 1
Coding region: 1-537 (178 amino acids)
Source: RefSeq, a predicted model, not a curated record
AUGAUGGUCCAGCAUCUGUAUGGGCAGAGGUAUAAAGACACGAGACCAGAUUUGGAAGACUAUGAGGAGAGUCGGGCCCUAUUGAACCUGCAUGUGUAUGCAUCUGCCGAUAAAUAUAACAUCCUCUCCCUCGAAGAGCACGCGAAAGAAGAAUUCAAAGCCUGGGCUUGGAGCUCGCAGGGCACUGAAUCCUGGGGGCAUGUUGUGGAGGAGGCUUGGAAAGGCAACGAAUUCUCUGAUCUCCAUUCAAUUAUCGAGAAGCAAAUAGCGGAAGACAUUGAUCGAAUGCUUCAGGACGACUGGCUGCCAUUCAUCGAUAAGGGCAUGAAGCUUGGGAGAUUUUCCGCGACUUUUCUUCACCAAAUCGUCGAAAAGAAGAAUUCUAGAUUCUUUGCGCUUCGUGAGACGAAAACGAGGUACGAGCUUAACAUAAUUGAUCUGAAAAAGAAGAUCAAGGGCUACAGAUAUGCCCUCGAGCAGCUUGGAAAAGAGAUGAAUGCCGAUACCUAUGACUCAGAUGAGAGCAUUGCAUUUUGA